Humulus lupulus (European hop) is the source of this 366-nucleotide messenger RNA. RefSeq lists its product as uncharacterized. Gene Ontology annotation, biological process: carbohydrate metabolic process. The transcript is spliced from 6 exons. Bases 1 to 366 code for a protein of 121 amino acids. NCBI's taxonomy places the organism in Eukaryota, Viridiplantae, Streptophyta, Magnoliopsida, Rosales, Cannabaceae. The record is from RefSeq and is a predicted model, not a curated record. Gene Ontology annotation, cellular component: intracellular anatomical structure.
AUGCUUAUAGUUUUUGGAAUAGAGGCUGCAAGAUUACUGGAAUCUGAGGGCAUACAAACUCAUUUGAAUUUUGUAUACAGCUUCGCUCAAGCUGUAGCUGCAGCUCAAGCUGGUGAAUCUGUUAUUCAGAUAUUUGUUGGUCGAAUCAGGGAUUGGGCACGUAAUCAUUCUGGCGACCCUGAGGUAGAAGCUGCACUCAAAAGAGGAGAAGACCCUAGGAUAGCUUUGGUGACAAAGGCUUAUAAUUACAUCCACAAAUAUGGGCAUAAAUCAAAGUUGAUGGCUGCUGCAGUUCGAAAUAAGCAGGAUUUAUUUAGUCUCGUAGGGGUUGACUAUAUCAUUGCACCAUUGAAGUUAUUGCUGUAA